Racocetra fulgida is the source of this 1123-nucleotide messenger RNA. Lineage: Eukaryota; Fungi; Glomeromycota; Glomeromycetes; Diversisporales; Gigasporaceae. The record is from the annotation of a GenBank genome assembly.
CGUUGAUUUUAAUGUACCAUUUCAAGAUGGCAAAAUAUCAAAUAAUCAACGCAUUGUAGCUGCCUUGCCUACUAUUAAUGAGGCUUUAAAAAAGGGCGCAAAAUGUGUUAUUUUGAUGUCUCAUCUAAACCGUCCAAAUGGAAAGCCAAAUCCAAAGCAUUCACUUAAACCUGUUGCCGAUGAGGUUGGUAAAUUAUUGGGAAGAGAAGUCUUGUUCUUGAAUGAUUGUGUCGGUCCCGAAGUCACAAAAACUUGUCUUAAGGCCAGUAAUGGGCAAGUGAUUUUGCUUGAAAAUCUUCGAUUCCAUAUAGAAGAAGAAGGGUCUAUUAAAGAUGAUGAUGGAAAGAAAAUCAAAGCAUCUCCUGAAGAUUUAAACAACUUUCGAACGUCUUUAACAGAACUUGGAGACUUAUAUGUUAAUGAUGCAUUUGGUACUGCACAUCGUGCUCACAGCUCAAUGGUUGGUGUAAAUUUACCAAUUAGAGCUGCAGGACUUUUGUUAAAGAAAGAAUUAGAAUACUUUGGAAAAGCAUUAGAAGAUCCGGAUCGACCAUUUUUGGCAAUUCUUGGCGGUGCUAAAAUUUCUGAUAAAAUCCAAUUAAUCAAUAAUCUUCUCGAGAAGAUCGGCAACUCGCUCUAUGAUGAAGAAGGAUCUAAAAUCGUAAAACAAUUAGUUGAAAAGGCAAAAUCCCUGAAUGUUGAAUUGAUAUUUCCUGUGGAUUAUAUUAUUGCAGACAAAUUUGAUGCAAAUGCUAAUACCGGUACUGCUACAGACGAGACUGGCAUUCCAGCAGGAUGGCUAGGUUUAGAUUCUGGUGAAAAAACCAAUGAACUUUUUAAGGCAGCUAUUUAUAAAGCAAAAACUAUUCUCUGGAAUGGUCCUCCAGGAGUUUUUGAAUUUGAAAAAUUUUCAAAUGGAACAAAAGUAGUAUUAGAUGCAGUCAUCAAGGCUACAGAAAACGGUGCUAAGACUAUUGUUGGAGGUGGUGAUACUGCAACAGCCGUUGCUAAGUGGGGUGCUGAAGAUAAAAUUUCACAUGUCAGUACCGGCGGUGGUGCUAGUUUGGAGUUGCUUGAAGGUAAAGUAUUACCCGGUGUUUCUGCCCUUACUGAUAAGUCUUAA